UGAAGUAAGUCUAUUAUCUAUGCUGAGGUAAAUUAAAAUUACGAAAACUAAAGGUUUUAACUUUUAUCUUAAUUCCUAAUAAAAAUCUGUGAGUUCCAUCCGUGAUUUAUCAAUACGGUGUUCUUUGGCUUUUUUUUAAUUGUUCAAACUCGUAAUUUCGUUAACCUAAAUCCCGAGUUAUCGCGAUCCUACAAUGGCAGAUAUUUUGGAUAUAUUGGAUAUUGAUCAACCAGGAGCAUCUGAAAUUACAAGAGAGAGUAUUAUUCACGGCGACAAGGCUAAGAAGAAGUAUGUUACAACCAAAGCAGUGCGGCGUCCUGAGGGCAUGCACCGCGAAGUAUUCGCUCUCCUUUAUAAUGAUAACAAGGAAUUACCACCACUAUUGCCUACUGACACAGGUAAAGCAUACAAACAAACAAAAGCAAGGCUUGGUAUGAGAAAAGUCAGAAAGUGGGUAUGGGCACCAUUUACUAAUCCAGCUCGCAAAGAUAAUGCUGUGUUUCACCACUGGAAGAGGGCAGCGGAUGAGGCCAAAGAAUAUCCAUUUGCACAAUUCAAUAAGCAAGUAUCAAUACCAUCAUACUCUGAGUCAGAAUAUAACCAAUAUUUAAAAUCUGAAGACUGGAGUCAAGCAGAAACUGACCAUUUGAUUGAUCUGUGCCAAAGGUUUGACCUCCGCUUUAUUGUGAUACAUGAUCGCUGGGACCGUGCCGCUUUUAGAGACAGAAGUGUAGAGGACCUGAAGGAAAGAUACUAUAAUAUUUGUGCUAUUUUGAGCAAGGUCAAAACAAAUCCUUGGUCCAACACAGUAACCAUGGUAAAUGGAGAAAAGCGAAUAUAUCAUUAUGAUGCUGAACACGAGAGAAAAAGGAAAGAGCAAUUGAAAAGACUCUUUGAUCGAACACAGGAACAGAUUGACGAAGAACAAAUGUUAUUAGCUGAAUUGAAAAAAAUAGAAGCACGUAAACGAGAAAGAGAAAGAAAGACCCAGGAUUUGCAAAAGUUAAUAUCCAGAGCUGACAGUGGCAAUGUUGUCUCAAACAGCCAAGCCAAUGUUGUUAAUGAUGGACCAAAUACCCCCACCAGUGCUGUCUCCAAUAUUGCAAGAAGACAUGAUAGAAAAUUACACAAGAAAAAACUGACAUCACAACAGAGACCAAUUCGCACUGUAGAAGCUGUGACAGUUGAGUGGUCCGGUAUUAAGUUUCCUGAAGCCCGUGGGACAGGGGUAUGGUUGCGAUCGCAACGCAUGAAGUUGCCCCCUGGAGUUGGGCAACGUAAAUCUAAAGCUCUUGAGCAAGAACUUCGGCUUAUGAAUAUUGAUAUUGCACCGACUCCCACAGAAGCAAUUUGCAAACAUUUCAAUGAACUGCGCUCUGAUCUGGCACUUUCAUUGGAUCUUAAGAAUGCACUCGCUUCUUGUGAGUUUGAAUUGCAAGCCUUACGACAUCAGUAUGAAGCUCUCAACCCUGGAAAGACUUUGAGCAUUCCAGCAUCAAUAUGCAACUCAAACACUGAUGGCGAAGCCAAACCUAUUGGAGAAAUAAUUGAUGUUGUUGGCUCCCCAAGUGCUCUGAAUACAACUAUAUUAUAGUUUUACAUUUUUUUUUAAUAAUAUAUUGUAAAAUGUUAUUUAAACCUUAGGAGUUAAGUGGAUAACUGUAUUGAAUCACUUAAAAUAAUUAAAG
Maniola jurtina (meadow brown) is the source of this 1688-nucleotide messenger RNA. RefSeq names its product DNA methyltransferase 1-associated protein 1 (gene DMAP1). Gene Ontology annotation, biological process: DNA repair; chromatin remodeling; negative regulation of transcription by RNA polymerase II. Gene Ontology annotation, molecular function: transcription corepressor activity. The coding region runs from base 194 to 1594 and encodes 466 amino acids. Gene Ontology annotation, cellular component: nucleus; NuA4 histone acetyltransferase complex; Swr1 complex. Lineage: Eukaryota; Metazoa; Arthropoda; Insecta; Lepidoptera; Nymphalidae. The transcript is spliced from 8 exons. The record is from RefSeq and is a predicted model, not a curated record.